AACUUCUAAAUAUUCUCCCUUGUCUUCCCUUCAGAGAUGCACAAGAUGCAUAAACAAUUCAUAGCAGUGAGCCCCACCGACAACUUCCCUGUGAGCGCCGACAAUGGACCUCAUCCCAAGAAAUACCGCUACGUGCGCAAAGAGGGCAGCUGUAACGUGGUGUUUCGCCACGUUCCUGAGGAGUGGCUGCUGUUUGUGACGGACAUCUUCACCACCUUGGUGGAGAUCCGGUGGAGGGUGAUGUUCCUUAUCUUCGCCCUGUCUUACAUCCUGUCUUGGCUUUUCUUCGGCAUCCUGUACUGGGUGAUAGCGCUUGCUCACGGUGACACCAGGAACGUCAUGAGUGAGCCCUGCAUGUACGAGGUGCGCAGCUUCACGGCCGCUUUCCUCUUCUCGCUGGAGACCCAGACGACCAUCGGCUACGGUUACAGAGGGAUGUCCGAGAACUGCAUGAUCGCCAUCAUCAUCGUCACCAUACAAGACGUCAUCAGCUGCUUCAUUGACACCUUCGUCAUCGGCAUUGUCGUCGCCAAAAUGGCCUCGGCCCGGAAGAGGGCGCAGACGGUAGGCUUCAGCAACUGCGCCGUUAUCAAUCUUCGCGAUACCUACCUGUGUCUUUCCUGGAGGGUCGGGGACUUCCGCAGGCACCACCUGGUUGAGGGGACGGCCCGCGCCCAGAUCGUCCACUCCACAGUGCACGCAACGGGGAAAAUGGACGUGACCUACAAAGACCUGGUGAUCCAGCAGAGCGACAUCAUCCUGGUCACGCCUACCACCGUGUUCCACAGGAUCGAGACCGGCAGCCCACUGUACAACAUGAGCUUGGUGGAUCUGCGGAAAGCGGACUUCGAGCUGGUGGUGUCCUUCACCUACACGGACGACUCCUCUGGUAUGCUGCAUCAGUCCCGCACUUCGUACACCCCGGCCGAGAUCCUCUGGGGUCAUCUGUUCCAGGAAAUGAUUAGGGUGAGCAGGAGGCACUACAGGGUGGACUACACCUUGUUCAAUCACACCGCCAAGGUGCUGGUGCCAGAGGUCAGCGCCGAGGAGUACGAGCACAAGAAGCAGUGGCGGCCCUCUCCUCGGCAUACACCGCGACCUUCGCCCAGAUCUUCACCGCGACCUUCACCCAGAUCUUCCCGGCGGAAUUCACCCACAUCUUCUACAUGCCACUCUCCAAAGUCACAACAGCGGAGCCAUAAUGAAAUGCUCUUGAAACCCCCGUUGGUAACUGUGGAACUUGUGAACGACAGUUUCCCUGAACCCCCUGACUUGACCUCCUCGGGAGACCCUCAACAUCAAGACAGGUUGACUCUUCCAAAUGACCUCACGGAUCUAGUAAUGUAAGAAGCAGAACCAUGAUGUUCAAGGCCAACAUUCAGUAAGACAACGUGUUAAUCAUUUCAAAGUUCUGACUGCUAAAGAGGAAUAUUGAAGAUGCUACUUAAUGUAUAAACAAAAUAAGGGUUUUUGUUUUCAUUUGUUAGCAUGUGAUCUUUUUGAAGGGACACUUCUCCUAUAAUCUGUCUUCCAAGUAUCAAAGACUGAACCUUAGUGGGCUUGAAGAAUGGCGUCUUCAUUCAUUCCAAUGAGAGCUGCUCGUCCAGGACAGGAAUACAUGCGGGCUAAUGACGGGCUGAGCCGUAUCCGGGAGACUGUAGCCAGCUAGCAAGAGCGCUACCAAAAGUAGCCGACCAAUGACUUACAUUAUUUUGUGAGCCUUACAGACCAUAGAGUCCCCUUGUAUGUCUACCUUUGAGUGCUAAAGAUGGAAAACACUUUAAUAUUUGAACAUACUGAAAGUCCAGAGUGACACCGUGAGGAACAUGCUAACAAGGACAAUGCUAGCAUGUUGAGGUAUGUGUUGUUUACCAUCUUCACCAUCGGAGUAUGACUUGUCAACAUUAACCAACAAUAAAAAUGAAGCGUAGCUGAGGCUGAUUGGAAUUCAUUUGCAGGUAUUUAGUCAGAAACUGGAGUUGAGUCAUGAUUAUGCAACUUCGUAUUGGUGCUGUUCGCCAUAGAAAUCCACAGAAAUGAAUGGGAACCUUCUACCUGAUGCUUCGGAUUCUGUGCGUCUCCAAAUCGUGACUGAAAAUAGAAAAGGCAAACGGGAGGUUAAACUUCAGAAUACUAUGGAAGGUUAUGUGCGAGGAUACCAACGGAUGCACGGAGCCAUAUCAGUGUUAAGAAUAAACUAAGCUGAGGAAUGUAGGCAACCUGUCGUGAAGCUGUGUGAGAGUGUUUGUUUGGAUAUUCUGACCUUUCAACCCUACAGGUGCUCUGUGCUUGAUACACAGGAUAUAAAUGGUUGGUUGUGUCAACAUGGCAUUAGAAUCCAACAUACUAUGAAAUAUACACAUGUAAAUGAGUGAAAUCUUAGGGUUAUUAGAAUAUUCAAGAUGAGGUGGUUGUGGAUUUGAGGGUUAAAGAUUUAUAGUUAAGAGGGUGAAUGAAAAGUUUCUUUUUACUUUAAGUAGUGCUUGUGUGGGAAUUGUUUUAUUAACUUGUUUAUUAUGUUCAAAUUGUAAAAUGAACUUUAAAUCUAAACCCAUAAUCCACCGUGACUCCUGAACGGUUACUAAAAUGGACCUUGUAGUGGGAUUUUAUUGUAAAUUAUUGAUAUUAUUUUUUUAGGGUUGU
Molecule: messenger RNA, 2643 nt
Organism: Pungitius pungitius (ninespine stickleback)
Lineage: Eukaryota; Metazoa; Chordata; Actinopteri; Perciformes; Gasterosteidae
Gene: kcnj16a
Product: potassium inwardly rectifying channel subfamily J member 16a
Exons: 1
Coding region: 37-1347 (436 amino acids)
Biological process (GO): potassium ion import across plasma membrane; regulation of monoatomic ion transmembrane transport
Cellular component (GO): plasma membrane
Molecular function (GO): inward rectifier potassium channel activity
Source: RefSeq, a predicted model, not a curated record